Dioscorea cayenensis subsp. rotundata (Guinea yam) is the source of this 952-nucleotide messenger RNA. Its product is annotated as ADP-ribosylation factor-like. Bases 87 to 632 code for a protein of 181 amino acids. The transcript has 7 exons. Gene Ontology annotation, biological process: vesicle-mediated transport; intracellular protein transport. NCBI's taxonomy places the organism in Eukaryota, Viridiplantae, Streptophyta, Magnoliopsida, Dioscoreales, Dioscoreaceae. The record is from RefSeq and is a predicted model, not a curated record. Gene Ontology annotation, molecular function: GTPase activity; GTP binding. Gene Ontology annotation, cellular component: cytoplasm.
CGCUUUUUUAUUUCUACCCACAAUUUUUUUCUUGGUAGUCGAGAAGAGCUCUCCUCUCCGUGCCUGGUCUCCCCUCCUGUGUGAAGAUGGGGCUGUCUUUCACCAAGCUCUUCAGCCGGCUUUUUGCCAAGAAAGAGAUGAGGAUUUUGAUGGUUGGUCUUGAUGCCGCCGGUAAGACCACCAUUUUGUACAAGUUGAAGCUUGGAGAGAUUGUGACUACCAUUCCUACCAUUGGAUUUAAUGUGGAGACUGUGGAAUAUAAAAACAUCAGUUUCACCGUGUGGGAUGUUGGUGGCCAGGACAAGAUCCGACCAUUGUGGAGACACUACUUCCAGAACACCCAAGGCCUCAUCUUUGUGGUUGAUAGUAAUGACCGUGACCGUGUUGUUGAGGCGAGGGAUGAACUACAUAGGAUGCUAAAUGAGGAUGAGUUGAGAGAUGCUGUGCUGCUUGUGUUUGCAAACAAACAAGAUCUACCAAAUGCCAUGAAUGCUGCGGAGAUAACUGACAAGCUUGGUCUGCAUUCUCUUCGCCAACGUCAUUGGUACAUACAAAGCACUUGUGCCACUUCUGGGGAGGGUCUGUAUGAGGGACUGGAUUGGCUUUCAAACAACAUCGCAAACAAGGCCUAGAUCUUGCAGGCAGGUUUUUCAUGCCGAUCGUCAUCUUAGCGACGUUCUUUAAGCCCAGAAAGCAGCUCCAGAGAUGACCUCUCCUGCUGUUUCUUGUUCUACAAAACCUUGUAUUUGUUGGUCUCUAGACCAGAGAUGCCUGGAAAUUUUACUUAUGUUGUCAAUUUUUUUUAAUCUUCAUUAUAGGUUGCAUGAAUUUUCUUUUUAUAUUGUAUUUCUAUUCGGUAUUAAUUGAUGCAAGUUUCCUUUUUCAUCCUAACCUGGACUCUGCUUAAUCAGAGAGAUCAAGGAAGCCAUUCUCCACACUGGUUUAACUUUUA